Molecule: messenger RNA, 1331 nt
Organism: Propithecus coquereli (Coquerel's sifaka)
Lineage: Eukaryota; Metazoa; Chordata; Mammalia; Primates; Indriidae
Gene: RRAD
Product: Ras-related associated with diabetes
Exons: 4
Coding region: 15-941 (308 amino acids)
Biological process (GO): negative regulation of high voltage-gated calcium channel activity
Cellular component (GO): plasma membrane
Molecular function (GO): calcium channel regulator activity; GTPase activity; GTP binding
Source: RefSeq, a predicted model, not a curated record
GAGCUUCCGACGCGAUGACCCUGAACGGUGGCGGCAGCGGAGCGGGCGGGAGCCGCGGCGGGGGCCGGGAGCGCGAGCGCCGUCGGGGCAGCACACCCUGGGGCCCGGCGCCCCCGCUGCACCGCCGGAGCAUGCCGGUGGACGAGCGCGACCUGCAGGCGGCGCUGGCUCCGGGCGCCCUGGCAGCGGCCGCGGCUGGGACCGGGACCCAGGAUGCGAGGUCGGACUGGCCCCAGAGCUCCUCGGACUCGCUCAGCUCAGCGGGUAGCGACUCAGAUGAGAGCGUUUACAAGGUGCUGCUGCUGGGUGCGCCUGGCGUGGGCAAGAGCGCUCUAGCGCGCAUCUUCGCUGGUGUAGAGGACGGGCCUGAAGUAGAAGCCACAGGGCACACGUAUGAUCGCUCCAUCAUGGUGGACGGAGAAGAGGCAUCGCUCAUGGUCUAUGACAUUUGGGAGCAGGACGGGAGCCGCUGGCUGCCUGGUCACUGCAUGGCCAUGGGGGAUGCAUACGUCAUCGUGUACUCAGUGACAGACAAGGGCAGCUUUGAGAAGGCCUCAGAGCUGCGGGUCCAGCUGCGGCGUGCACGGCAGACAGACGAUGUGCCCAUCAUUCUCGUGGGCAACAAGAGUGACCUGGUGCGUUCACGUGAGGUCUCCGUGGAUGAGGGCCGGGCCUGCGCAGUGGUCUUUGACUGCAAGUUCAUUGAGACGUCGGCGGCGCUGCAUCAUAACGUCCAAGCUCUGUUUGAGGGUGUUGUGCGCCAGAUACGCCUGCGAAGGGACAGCAAAGAGGCCAAUGCGAGACGGCAAGCGGGUACCCGACGGCGAGAGAGCCUUGGCAAGAAAGCAAAGCGUUUCCUGGGCCGCAUUGUAGCACGCAACAGCCGCAAGAUGGCCUUUCGAGCCAAGUCCAAGUCCUGCCACGACCUUUCAGUUCUCUAGGCCCCGUGGGCUCUCACUGUGGAGGGCGGACGGAUGGGCGGGUUGGUGGGCUGGCCCAGCCAACUGCCCUGAGUGCUUUGGGGCUGGUUCAGACUCUGGGCCCCUCAGAGCUGCCAGCCAGGCGUCCCUCACUUCAUGGUCAUGGACAGACAGUGCUGCCUGGGGAGGUGGCUCCCAGUGGCCAGUGAGGGCUGGGUCUGCAGAGAUGUGUUUGCAGGUCCAUGUGUGUCCCCAGCGGCAGCCUGAGCCCAGCCGGUGGGUGGCCUGUGUGUGGGGAGAGGACUUUGCCUUUCUCCACGCCUGGGGUGCGCAUGCCCUGGAGGGAGGCUGUUCGGUGUCCUGGGUAUUUGUUUACAAACAGAUUUUUGUAAUAAAGACUAUUUCCUGAUA